Babesia bigemina is the source of this 747-nucleotide messenger RNA. RefSeq lists its product as hypothetical. The transcript has a single exon. NCBI's taxonomy places the organism in Eukaryota, Apicomplexa, Aconoidasida, Piroplasmida, Babesiidae. The record is from RefSeq and is a predicted model, not a curated record. The coding region runs from base 1 to 747 and encodes 248 amino acids.
AUGAAAGUCAACACAUUCUCGAUUCUCUCCCUGAUACUCCUUAGAUGUACACGCAUUGCGUCGGCACACUGCGGUAAUUUGGGAAGCACGGCCGUAGACAAUGCGCAUGAUGCUUGCGUUGUGAAUGGCGACGUCGAUGGCAGUCCUUUAAUUACCCCAAAAGAAAAUGCGAAUGAAAGCAGUAACACGAUUAGCAGAGUUCCCGUAGUAGAAGCAGUUGGCUGGAAUGCGGAUAUAUUAGGAGGAUUUUUAGGAGGCUGUUUGACAACUUUCUUCGUAACGAUUGGUGACGCGAUCGUUGACGCUGUAACAGGUUGUGUUCGCAAAAAGAAACUCAAGUUGCAAAAAGAGGAAAGAAAGGAAAAAGAGCUAGAAAUGAAGGCUAAAGAAAAAGCAAAGCAAGAAAAAGAGAAGGCAAGGGAAGAGGCAAAAUUGGUUAAAGAAAAGGCUGUAGAGGUGGUUAAAGAAAAAGCCGUCGGGGUGUCUAAAGAAAAGGCCGUAGGGGUGUCUAAAGAAAAAGCAAAGGAAGGGCAACAGAAGGCUAAAGAAAAGCCUAAAGACGAAACAAAAACUGAAGAUGACUCUACAGAAAUGGGAAAAGCUAAGCCUAAAAAGGAAGUGAAAGAUCCAGCAAAGGACGUUAGGAAGGUGGAAAAAGAAAGGGUCAAGCCGAAAAAGAUAGUGAAGAAACCGAGUGAGGAACCAAAACCUAGCGCUGAAAUUGUAUCGCUCGACCUGAUACCCUAA